CAAGUAAGAUCACAAGUGGUCUUUUCUUUUUUCACUCUCUCCCAUAAAGAAAGCUUUAUCACGUGUGGCCUUAAACUUGCAGCAAAUUGCAAGGAAAUGGCUCAAAGGCUUCAGCUCUUUCUGUGCCCUGGGAGCUGAGAUGAGCGUCAGUGGCCUUGCCAGCCUGGCCAAUUCUCUGCAGACUGCCAGAAAAAAAGAGGCCAGGAGGAAAGACGAAAAAGAGAAGAGAUUGCCCAGGGUGAGACCAUGCCCUUCAUCUUUGCUUUCCCUUAAUCCUCCCUGGCUGUGUCCACCCAAGCUCUCCCCACCUGGCAAAACUGUUCAAAAUUGCUGUGGAAUUUACCUCAGUUUCCCCUUGCAGUCUGUGGUCCAGCCUCUUGCUGAACACGUUGAGAGGAACUGGUAGUCUUUGAUCUCCACCUCCAGAUCAGAGGCAAGGAAUACUUUUAUAAUGGACACUUCAUCCAAAGAAAAUAUCCAGUUAUUCUGCAAAAAUUCAGCACAACCUGUUGGAAGGACUUCCUUGAAAACAGAAUAUCCCUCCUCAGAGGAAAAACAACCUUGCUGUGGUGAACUAAAGCUGUUCCUGGGUGCCUUGUCUUUCGUUUAUUUUGCCAAAGCAUUGGCAGAAGGCUAUCUGAAGAGCACCAUCACUCAGAUAGAGAGAAGGUUUGAUAUCCCUUCUUCACUGGUGGGAGUUAUUGAUGGUAGUUUUGAAAUUGGGAAUCUCUUAGUUAUAACAUUUGUUAGCUACUUUGGAGCCAAACUUCACAGGCCAAAAAUUAUUGGAGCAGGUUGCCUAAUCAUGGGAGUUGGAACAUUGCUCAUUGCAAUGCCUCAGUUCUUCAUGGACCAGUACAAAUAUGAGAGGUAUUCUUCUUUCCCCAAUUCUACUCUCAGCAUCUCUCCGUGUCUCCUAGAGUCAAGCAGUCAGUUACCGAUCUCGGUUCUGGAAAAAUCACAAUCCAAAAUAAGUGAUGAAUGUGAAGUUGAUGCCAGCUCCUCCAUGUGGGUUUAUGUUUUCCUGGGAAACCUUCUCCGUGGAAUAGGAGAAACUCCCAUUCAGCCUCUGGGAAUUGCCUACCUGGAUGAUUUUGCCAGUGAAGACAAUGCAGCUUUCUAUAUUGGGUGUGUGCAGACAGUUGCAAUUAUAGGACCGAUCUUUGGCUUCCUGUUAGGCUCAUUGUGUGCCAAACUGUAUGUUGACAUUGGCUUUGUAAACCUAGAUCACAUAACCAUUACCCCAAAGGAUCCCCAAUGGGUAGGAGCCUGGUGGCUUGGUUAUCUAAUAGCAGGAAUCAUAAGUCUUCUUGCAGCUGUGCCUUUCUGGUGUUUACCAAAGAGUCUACCAAGACCCCAAAGUGGAGAGGAUUCUAAUUCCUCCACUGAGAAAUCCAAGUUUAUUAUCGAUGAUCACACAGACUACCAAACACCCCACGGAGAAAAAGCAAAAAUAAUGGAAAUGGCAAAAGAUUUUCUUCCAUCACUGAAGAAUCUUUUUGGAAAUCCAGUGUACUUCCUGUAUUUGUGUACAAGCACUGUUCAGUUCAAUUCUUUAUUUGGCAUGGUGACAUAUAAACCAAAGUACAUUGAGCAACAGUAUGGGCAGUCAUCUUCCAAGGCCAACUUUGUUAUUGGGCUCAUCAACAUACCUGCAGUGGCCCUUGGAAUAUUCUCUGGUGGGAUAGUCAUGAAAAAAUUCAGAAUCAGUGUGUGUGGUGCUGCAAAACUCUACUUGGGAUCAUCUGUCUUUGGUUACCUCCUGUUCCUUUCCCUGUUUGCACUGGGCUGUGAAAAUUCUGACGUGGCAGGACUAACUGUCUCCUACCAAGGAACCAAACCUGUCUCUUAUCAUGAACGAGCUCUCUUUUCAGAUUGCAACUCAAGAUGCAAAUGUUCAGAGACAAAAUGGGAGCCCAUGUGUGGUGAAAAUGGAAUCACAUAUGCAUCAGCUUGUCUUGCUGGUUGUCAAGCCUCCAACAGAAGUGGAAAAAAUAUUAUAUUUUAUAACUGCACCUGUGUGGGAAUUGCAGCUUCUAAAUCAGGAAAUUCCUCAGGCAUAGUGGGCAGAUGUCAAAAAGAUAAUGAAUGCCCCCAAAUGUUUCUCUAUUUCCUUAUAAUUUCAGUCAUCACAUCCUAUACGUUAUCCCUAGGUGGCAUACCUGGAUACAUAUUACUUCUGAGGUGCAUUAAGCCACAACUUAAGUCUUUUGCCCUGGGUAUCUACACCUUAGCCAUAAGAGUUCUUGCAGGAAUCCCAGCUCCAGUAUAUUUUGGAGUUUUGAUUGACACGUCAUGCCUCAAAUGGGGAUUUAAAAGAUGUGGAAGUAGAGGAUCCUGCAGAUUAUAUGAUUCGAAUGCUUUCAGACACAUAUAUCUGGGACUAACUGUGAUAUUGGGCACAGUGUCCAUUUUCCUAAGCAUGGCAGUACUUUUCAUUUUAAAGAAAAAUUAUGUUUCAAAGCAUAGAAGCUUCAUAACCAAGAGAGACAGAACGAUGGUGUCUGAAAGAUUCCUGAAGGAAAAUUGUACUACGAAUGAUCAUUUGCUACAGCCCAACUACUGGCCAGGCAAGGAAACACGACUUUAGAAAAUGUUUUCUAAUUGGUGGACAUUUUGCAAACAAAUAAAUUUUAAUCAAAAGCAUUCUAAAUGUGUAAUUUCUUUCUCCUGUCAAAAAAUGUCUGCUUUGUUUUUGACCCUAGGCAUUAGAUAAUAUACCUGAUAACAAAUAUAAUUAAACAUAUAACAGAAGAUGCAGAUGAUAAAACUAAUUUAAAACUUUUAAUUUAUAUACAAUUUCUUAUAUUAUUUACUUAUUCUGCUUUAUUUUUCCUUGUGCCCAACUAUGUAUUAGCUGUAUUUCUAGUAGAACAAUUGUCCUUAUUGUCUUAUGCGUGGUUAUAUUUAAAGAAAUUUCUAAAGUGAGUUACUUGUGUAGAGUAAGAGAACACUGUUAAAAAAUUAAUUCUUGGGCUUCUUCAAGAAUCGCCUUAAUGACGAUGUUAGGAUUAAGCCAGAACACGGAGAGAAAGAUUUCAUUUUAAACUCCUUCUUUUCUUUGAAAUGCAACAAUUGACAUAGAAAUGUAUAGUAGCAAAUGAUCUUGGAGGUUAGACUUUUGGAUUAUUAUUCUACUCUUCUACUAUUCAUUUGCAUGUGCUUUUUGUGUGACACUAUAAGUGACCAUGGUUGUAAAGUAAUAAAAUUAAUGUUAACAUGCGUUAUUGUCCUUCUGUGACUCAAGUGGAUUAAAGAAUAUUGUUAAAUACAAUACUACCCAUAUUUUAUUGUAUAUAUGCUCCCUACUUAUGGAUAUGAUGUGUUCCUAAAAGAUGCUUGAAAGUUGAAUUUCCGACAGUCUACAAUAAGCUUAGGUGUUAUAACAGGAGAGAGACGGAUGAGCGAUGGUAAGGCCAGGUGUGGUACCUUUUGGUGCUCCGCUUGUCGUCUAGCACAGGGUCUGGAGACUCCUGGUAUAAGAAGCUGCCAUGGGUGCAGCCUGCUAGAUGGCUCUGUUUCUCUGCAACUGAAAAACUCAAGCCAGGCAUUUCCAUUUCCUCUUGCCUGGCUCCUUGGCGCUCCUCUCACUAGGGUUAGUAGGUUCGGCAGGCCACCAUCUUUAAUCUUCAGCUCUAGUAUGUGCUGUGUUUUUCUUCCUCCACCAUAGCUUCCAGGAAAAGCAGACUUAAGACAGAGACCACCCUAGGUGAGGCAACCUAUUCUGCUACCACCAGCUCACACUCAACACUGUCUGCAUUCUGUUAGUCCUGUACAAACAGGGAAAGACUGGGUAGAAUAAAAAGUUGGGUUAGGGAAAAAAAAAAAAGCCUGAAGGACAUUCUGUAUGAGUGCAGCCACAGAGUCCCUCGAAUGGACGAGAGGAGGACUUAUGCUUACCAAGGAGAUUUUCAAGGUCAGAAUGGAGGCCCAUAAUUCGAUUAUAUGCCAAACACUCCAAAAAUUGUAUUAAUCUUUACAGCAGUCUUAGUAUCAGAAUCCCCAUGAUAAAACUGAGGCUGAGAGAGGUUAGAUAAAUUCCUUAACCUCGGAGGGGCACAGUCAGGAUUCAACCCAGAUAUAAACCUAAAAUUGUCUUUCCAACCUGACUCAAUAACAUGAUGCUAAAUAAACUGCUUCUAUUAUUGGUAC
Messenger RNA from Microcebus murinus (gray mouse lemur), 4152 nucleotides. It is a transcript of the gene SLCO1C1, whose product is annotated as solute carrier organic anion transporter family member 1C1. Lineage: Eukaryota; Metazoa; Chordata; Mammalia; Primates; Cheirogaleidae. Gene Ontology annotation, biological process: bile acid and bile salt transport; transmembrane transport; sodium-independent organic anion transport. The record is from RefSeq and is a predicted model, not a curated record. Gene Ontology annotation, molecular function: bile acid transmembrane transporter activity; protein binding. Gene Ontology annotation, cellular component: basolateral plasma membrane.